GAGUGCAAGAAUAGCUCUUCCUUUUAAGAGUAAAAAAGCAAUAGUUUCCUCUAUUCUCUAUCAAACCAAAUAGAGCCUUAAACAACCUAAAGUGAGCUUUUAAGUUUGGCAGAAACCUUCAUUUUCAAUCAAUCUAACAACCGUCUGAUGUAAAAGUGAUACCAAAACACUUGAGUACUAUGAUUUCCUAACUUAAAUACAAGUAUGUUUUAAUGUAGCGGUUGAAUCCCACAAAUAUGGCAACGCCUUCAGCAAAUUAGGUGGGAAGCAAGAAGCAUAACAGAAAAAGAACUCUUGGAAUGGAAGCCAAAUCAUGUUCAUUUGGUCAAAAAAAAUAACCCAAGCCUCACCAUCAACAUAACUACCCAUCAGUUUUGAAAGCUUCAUAAGUUCCACAUCAUGAAAAUAUGAUGCUAUAUCUCAUUUCAUUAAUAGUAGAAUACAUCACAAGAAAAUAAUGCCUCCAGAGACUUCAUCCGCUUGCCACACUCCCCAGAUCUGUCCUCCAGUAUUGCCCAGAUCAACUGUAAACUCCUCGGAUUCAACCAAACGUAGGCAGCUGAAAAGAAUGGAAAUCACUCUCACAAGUUUUUUAAAGACGUGCAAUUUAUCAGAAUCAAGCUGCAAGGAAGCUACAUCCCAUACAAGGGCUUCCACUCUUCCUCCAAAUAGAAAUCCGAUCACAAAAAAGGAAUAUCGGUUUCUAUCAGACAUCAUCACUCAGAGGGCACCCUGCAACCUUCUAAUCUUUGGUUGGGAACCCCAAUACCGUCGCUUGGCAAAGAUUAAUUCUGCAGGAACCACUGUUAUUCUGGAGGACACCCCUGAAAAAGUAAGAGUUAGAAGGUCAAACAGCACCAGGAUUUACAAGGUCAGUUAUGAUGUGAAGGCCAAAGAAGCAUACAGAUUGCUAAAACAUGCAAGAGAUGGAGCUGCCUGUGCACCUAAUUCUGGGCCUAUAGAAACAUCAAGCUGCAAAUUGGCACUAACAAACUUGCCAAAUGAGGUCUAUAGAAGCAUAUGGGAUGUGAUACUUAUUGAUGGACCAGGUAGUGAUCGACCAGAAGCACCCGGAAGGAUGACGGCUAUCUACACAUCAAGUACGAUAGCGAGAGCUGGGAAUAUCACAACAAAUGUGGUAUUACAUGACGUAGACCGGAUGAUAGAAAAAUGGUUUUCCCGGGAGUUCCUGUGUGAAGAAAAUUUAGAUUCAUCAAAAGGGAGAUACUGGAAUUUCAAGAUUAAAGGUGGUCAGCAAUGGCAUUCCACCAGCUUUUGUUCUUGAUCACAAAAAACAUAAGU
Messenger RNA from Chenopodium quinoa (quinoa), 1302 nucleotides. Its product is annotated as glucuronoxylan 4-O-methyltransferase 1-like. The coding region runs from base 458 to 1285 and encodes 275 amino acids. The record is from RefSeq and is a predicted model, not a curated record. Lineage: Eukaryota; Viridiplantae; Streptophyta; Magnoliopsida; Caryophyllales; Amaranthaceae. Gene Ontology annotation, biological process: xylan biosynthetic process. The transcript has 2 exons.